AAGAACCAUAGAGGAGAAGGCGGAGCUGAGAAAGCUCCAGUUAUAAAAGGCUUGUUCCUUCUGCAAGAAGGGAGACAAACAGGACCUCGGAGUGCCAGCAAACCUCUCCUGCCUGAGAAACCUCUGCUGGAGCCCAGAUGUCCUUCGAGGGCGCCAGGCUCAGCAUGAGAAACAGAAGGAAUGGCACACUGGACAGCACCCGCACCCUCUACUCCAGCGUGUCUCGGAGCACGGAUGUGUCCUACAGCGAAAGCGACUUGGUGAAUUUUAUUCAAGCAAAUUUUAAGAAACGGGAAUGUGUCUUCUUUACCAAAGAUUCUAAGGCCACGGAAAACGUGUGCAAGUGUGGCUACGCCCAGAGCCAGCACGUAGAGGGCACUCAGAUCAACCAAAACGAGAAAUGGAAUUACAAGAAACACACCAAGGAGUUUCCGACCGAUGCCUUUGGGGAUAUUCAAUUUGAGACAAUGGGGAAGAAAGGGAAGUACAUCCGACUCUCCUGUGACACGGACGCCAAAACCCUCUAUGAGCUGCUGACCCAGCACUGGCACCUGAAAACGCCCAACCUGGUCAUUUCUGUUACCGGAGGUGCCAAAAACUUUGCCCUGAAGCCGCGCAUGCGCAAGAUCUUCAGCCGCCUGAUCUACAUCGCACAGUCGAAAGGUGCGUGGAUUCUCACCGGAGGCACCCAUUACGGCCUGAUGAAGUACAUUGGGGAGGUGGUGAGAGACAACACCAUCAGCAGGAACUCCGAGGAGAACAUCGCGGCCAUUGGCAUAGCGGCUUGGGGCAUGGUCUCCAACAGGCACACCCUCCUCAGGCCCUGUGACGUGGAGGAGUAUUUUUCCGCACAGUACAUCAUGGACGACUUCAAGAGAGACCCUCUGUACAUCCUGGACAACAAUCACACCCACCUGCUGCUGGUGGACAACGGCUGCCAUGGACAUCCCGCAGCAGAGGCGAAGCUCCGGAAUCAGCUAGAGAAGUACAUCUCCGAGCGAACGAUUCAAGAUUCCAAUUAUGGUGGCAAGAUCCCCAUUGUGUGUUUUGCCCAAGGAGGAGGAAGAGAGACUUUGAAAGCCAUCAAUACCUCCAUCAAGAGUAAAAUCCCCUGUGUGGUGGUGGAAGGUUCGGGGCAGAUUGCUGAUGUAAUCGCAAGCCUGCUGGAGGCAGAGAACUCCCUCACGUCUUCCAUCGUCAAGGAGAAGUUGGUGCGCUUCUUACCCCGCACGGUGUCCCGGCUGCCCGAGGAGGAAAUUGAGAGUUGGAUCAAAUGGCUCAAAGAAAUUCUGGAAAGUUCUCAUCUGUUAACAGUUAUUAAAAUGGAAGAAGCUGGGGACGAAAUUGUGAGCAACGCUAUUUCCUAUGCUUUGUACAAAGCCUUUAGCACCAAUGAACAAGAUAAGGAUAACUGGAGUGGACAGCUGAAGCUCCUGCUGGAGUGGAACCAGCUGGACCUCGCCAGUGAUGACAUUUUCACCAAUGACCGCCGGUGGGAGUCUGCUGACCUCCAAGAAGUCAUGUUUAUGGCUCUCAUCAAGGACAGACCCAAGUUCGUCCGCCUCUUUCUGGAGAACGGCUUGAACCUGCGGAAGUUUCUCACCAACGACGUCCUCACGGAGCUUUUCUCCAACCACUUCAGCGCCCUUGUCUAUCGGAACCUGCAGAUUGCCAAAAAUUCCUACAACGACACCCUCCUCACCUUCGUCUGGAAACUGGUGGCCAACUUCCGAAGAGGCUUCCGGAAGGAAGACAGAAAUAGCCGGGACGAGACAGACAUAGAAUUUCACGACGUGUCUCCCAUUACACGGCAUCCCCUGCAAGCUCUCUUCAUCUGGGCCGUUCUGCAGAACAAGAAAGAACUCUCCAAAGUCAUCUGGGAGCAGACCAGGGGCUGCACUCUGGCAGCCCUGGGAGCCAGUAAACUUCUGAAGACGCUGGCCAAGGUGAAGAACGACAUCAACGCAGCUGGGGAGUCCGAGGAGCUGGCCAAUGAGUACGAGACCCGUGCAGUGGAGCUGUUCACGGAGUGUUACAGCAACGACGAAGACUUGGCAGAGCAACUGCUGGUCUAUUCCUGCGAAGCCUGGGGUGGAAGCAACUGCUUGGAGCUGGCAGUGGAGGCGACGGACCAGCAUUUCAUCGCCCAGCCCGGGGUUCAGAAUUUUCUUUCCAAGCAAUGGUAUGGGGACAUUUCCCGAGACACCAAGAACUGGAAGAUUAUCCUGUGUCUGUUUAUCAUACCGUUGGUUGGCUGUGGCUUUGUGUCAUUUAGGAAGAAACCGAUUGAUAAGCCCCGGAAGCUGCUGUGGCACUACGUGGCCUUCUUCACGUCCCCCUUCGUGGUCUUCUCCUGGAACGCGGUCUUCUACAUCGCCUUCCUCCUGCUCUUCGCCUACGUGCUGCUCAUGGAUUUUCACUCUGUGCCACACCUGCCCGAGCUGGUGCUCUACGCGCUGGUCUUUGUCCUGUUCUGCGAUGAAGUGCGACAGUGGUACAUGAACGGGGUGAAUUACUUCACUGACCUGUGGAACGUUAUGGACACGCUCGGCCUUUUUUACUUCAUCGCAGGAAUCGUCUUUCGGCUCCACCCGUCUAAUAAAACCUCUCUGUAUUCCGGACGAGUCAUUUUUUGCCUGGAUUACAUUAUAUUCACUCUAAGGUUGAUCCACAUUUUUACUGUAAGCAGAAAUUUAGGACCCAAGAUUAUCAUGUUGCAGAGGAUGCUGAUCGAUGUGUUCUUCUUCCUGUUCCUCUUUGCUGUGUGGAUGGUGGCCUUUGGCGUGGCCAGGCAAGGGAUCCUGAGGCAAAACGAGCAUCGCUGGAGGUGGAUAUUCCGCUCGGUCAUCUAUGAGCCCUACCUGGCCAUGUUUGGCCAGGUGCCCAGUGAUGUGGAUGGUACCACGUACGACUUCGCCCAUUGCACCUUCACCGGGAACGAGUCCAAGCCGCUGUGUGUGGAGCUGGAUGAGCACAACCUGCCCCGCUUCCCCGAGUGGGUCACCAUCCCCCUGGUGUGCAUCUACAUGCUGUCCACCAACAUCCUGCUGGUCAACCUGCUGGUCGCCAUGUUUGGCUACACGGUGGGCACCGUCCAGGAGAACAACGACCAGGUUUGGAAGUUCCAGAGGUACUUCCUGGUGCAGGAGUACUGCAACCGCCUCAACAUCCCGUUCCCCUUCGUCGUCUUCGCGUACUUCUACAUGGCGGUGAAGAAGUGCUUCAAGUGCUGUUGCAAGGAGAAGCGCCCGGAAUCUUCUGCCUGCUGUUUCAAAAAUGAAGACAACGAGACUCUGGCGUGGGAGUGUGUCAUGAAAGAAAAUUACCUUGUCAAGAUCAACACGAAAGCCAACGACACCUCAGAGGAAAUGAGACAUCGGUUUAGACAGCUGGACACAAAGCUUAAUGAUCUCAAGGGUCUUCUGAAAGAGAUUGCUAAUAAAAUCAAAUAAAACUCAUGGACUCUAAUGGAGAAAAAUCUAAUUAUAACAAGGUAAUAUCAGACACCUCGAUGGAAAGACCCAAGGAACGCCGAACAACUUUGUUACUGAAGGAGGACUGUUCUGACCCGGGCGCACAGCGGAUACCCUGAAUCACCCUGGUGUGCUCACAUCUGAGAAUACACUGUGUGGCUGCCUUCACCCGAGGAGAUGGAGACGAGGAAGAACCUUUCCUACACGUGCUCCCCGGAAGGCUGCCUUGUUCCCCUCGGCUCACAGAGACUAGUACUUGCUGUGGACAGUUUCAGAGCGUGUUCUCACAUUGUCCUCUUCCCUCUGCUUUCCCCACUUUGACCUGUGCCUAUUCUAGGACAGCAUCUCUCCUCGGAAUGAGAGCCUGGUAGUGCUUUCCCUCCUGCAUCUGUAUUGUUAUCUCAUUUCUCUCCAAUCAAUUCCCCAUUAUUUCCUUUUUUGUAUCAUGUGACUAAUUAGUCAGCAUAUUGUUGAAAGUCUCCCAGAUCAGGUCAAAUUUUCAAACAUUCUGGUGCAAGAGGAUCUCGCUCUUUUCAGGAGAAUCCAUUUCCAUUUCUCGUUAUGCUUUUUAUGUAUCAAAGGAGGUGACAAAGCCAUGUCGUUCCCUCUCAUACCCCCCCAGGAACGGCAAUUAAAAGAAGUACUCCCAUUCCUAACAAUGAAAAUCACCCCAAAAUGGAAACUUAACAGGCACCACUGCUUUGGUUUUCAUUGGUGCUUCUUUCUCCUCUUAUUUAUUAUGUUUCCAUUAAAAACAAUUCAUGGAUAUUAUAGAAAAUGUAGACUACAUGAUGAAGUAGAAAGAAUAUAAUUUGUCCCACUAUCUAAAAAUAAUCACUGCUAACAUUUCAGGAUGUUUUCCAAGUCUAUUUUUUUCUAUGCAUGUCUUAUUUCUCUUUCAAGAUUUUCCAUAAUGUCAUCAUGCCACACAAACAAUUUUCUAUAAGCUUUUCACUUAAUAUUUUAUCAAAGAUGUUUUCUUUAUAUCCAUGGUCUUCUUAAACAUUAUAUUAAUAAUCGUAUAAUAGUCAACCUCUAAUGAGUCCCACGAUAUUGGACAUUGUAGGCUGAUUCCCGUUUCUUGGUGGGAUGAGGUUCUUUGUGUAUGAAUCCUGCACAAAGAACUUCAUCCCAUUGACCAACUGGGAUCAGCCUGCAAGGUGGGGAAAUUUCCCUUAGCCAGAUUCCCACGAAUAUGUAUCGAUGAUCAAACCACUGACAAACCUUUUGCAUAAAUGUAGAGCAAAUAGGAAUUAUUAACCUAUGAUCUGAGAUUCAUACACCUAGAACUCUUAACAUAAACGUAUUUAAUCCAUAGUUUAAGAAGAAGGCAGCAUACUUAUUUCAAUAUUGCAGAUGGUGAUGGCAUUGGUAUCAAAUUGGAGGGAUUAUCUUACUGAACACUCCUAGUGUCAGCUUUCGCUAGAAGUGGUGGUAUUCUCACCCCAAAGAAGUGGUGGGAAGUACAUAAAGCAAUUGACAUGUCCAUCAUUGGUUUUGGGUUUUUUUUUUUAGCUUUGAAUAGACUAUAAGCUCAGUGGCUGAAGAAGAAAAUCUUAGAAGGAAGCUAUCAAAAGAGCAUCUAAUUAGGAAAACUACAAACGCAUGAACCAAACGAAGAAAAAUUUGUUUCCGUUUUGUCUGGGCUGCAGGUAAAAUGAUGACUCACAAUACUGCUGCUGUUUGCAGGGAGUGAACACCAGUAACAGGUGUCUUUUCACUUAAACCCCAUUAAUGGUCGAAAAGGGACUCUUAUUCUCUAGGGUCAAGGGAUUCAGGGUUUGGAUGCUGAAGGUGGAUGGGAUAAAAUUUACAUGGCAAAAAUUGUUGAUGAAUGAAAUGGCAUUUUCAAAAUUUCUCUUGGUGAGAGAUGUCACUUUCAUUUCACCAUGGCAACUAGAAUGUCUGCCUUUUCUGAAGCCACCAAGAAGAGGCUAUGCCAUUCCCAUACUAACUGGGAAAAUAAAGUAUAUGGCACCAUCCGUCAGAUUGUGCAGAAACAACGCUCUCAACAUCUUACCCUCAAUGCAAGUAGGAAAUGUGAAUAAAAUCAGUAAAUGAAAUUGAAAACCUCCCAGAAGACAAAAUUUAGCAUAACGACUGGCUGAUUCCCGUAAAUGCUUUUGUGCUUACAUUUGAAUCUCACACUGGCUACAUUUUUGUUACUUUAAGUAAUAGGCUUAUGUAGUAGCAAAGGAAAGUCUCUGUUGACGCUCAAAACAGAACUUGAACAAUACUCAGAAUUCACUUGGAUUAGCGAACUGCUCAGUGCUUUCAGCUCAGCUUGUCUGGUGGAUAAUUUUUGCAUGGUUACGCUGUGUGAUUUUUGCAUAUGCAAAGUCAUUAUUUUAGGUGCAGCUCGUGAAAAUAGCACAGGUAUCUAACGUACCUCUCAUCAAAGGUGCUGUGUCUUUGCGUAUGGAACCAAAAGCGUCCUGUGUACCUGUCUACCACUACUGAUGAUCCUGCAACGUGGUUUAAAUGAGUGUGUUAACGAAUUAAAUA
Messenger RNA from Rhinolophus ferrumequinum (greater horseshoe bat), 5978 nucleotides. RefSeq names its product transient receptor potential cation channel subfamily M member 8 (gene TRPM8). Gene Ontology annotation, molecular function: ligand-gated calcium channel activity. Gene Ontology annotation, biological process: calcium ion transmembrane transport. The record is from RefSeq and is a predicted model, not a curated record. Gene Ontology annotation, cellular component: membrane. The coding region runs from base 138 to 3452 and encodes 1104 amino acids. The transcript has 26 exons. NCBI's taxonomy places the organism in Eukaryota, Metazoa, Chordata, Mammalia, Chiroptera, Rhinolophidae.